AUUUUCUAAUUUCAAAUUUUCUACUUUCUUUCAAAAUAUUUAAUAUUUUCAUUUUUGAAUAAUUUUCCGACUUAAUUACUAACAUAAUUAUUGUUAUGAAUAAAUAUGCAAUGGUUCUCUUAUAAUGGAUGACGACAUUAUUGAUACCCAUUGCGAUCCGAAGAAACCGCGUGAAGUAUCCUUUGACGACCUCACAACGGCUGAUUUGCUUUUGAUGGACGAAGUGACUAAGACGCCGUGUACGCGGGCAGUGAAAUGUAUUGAAUACAAUAUGGAGGUAUUUUUUAAGAAAGAAUUCUUGCAGCCGACGGGUAGUUUCAAAGUAAGAGGAGCACGUUAUGCCUUGCUUUUACUUUCCGACAAACAGAAGCAAAUUGGUGUCAUAUCUGCAUCAACGGGAAAUCACGCUUUGGCCUUAAGUUAUCAAGGCAAUCUGCUCAAAAUACCCAUUACAGUUGUGGUGCCUACUUGCACCGCCACGACAACAAUUGAAAAAUGCCGUUCUUAUAAUGCGCACGUUAUCACCGAGGGUCGUGACAUUUCAGAGUCCAGAGUAGUUGCUUUGGUUUUAUCAAAAGGCAGACAACUGGAAUAUAUCGAUAGUUAUGAUCAUCACCAUAUUAUUGCCGGUAACGGUACGAUUGGCUUUGAAAUACUAAGGCAAGUACCGAAAAUUGACGCGAUCGUGGUUCCUGUUGGUGGUGGUGGACUUAUGGCAGGUAUUGCCACAGCCGUUAAAACGGUAUCACCGCAGACACAAAUUAUUGGUGUGGAGCUGGAGAAGUGUCCGAGUUUCCAACGAGCCAUGGAGCAUGAGAUGCCUACUUAUACGGCACCAAAUAAUUCGGUGGCUGAGAGUUUGCUAGUGCCCAAGGUGGGUUGCAAUGCCUUUUCUAUGGUUGCCGUUUUGAUUGACAAGUUGGUGUUGGUGCGCGAUCCUUGGGUGGCGUUGGCAAUGCUGCGGCUAGUUGUGGAAGAGGAGUGCGUAGUCGAGGGUGCUGGUGCUGUGGGUUUGGCGGCAAUACUGGCGGGUCAUUUGAAUGAAUUACAUUUAAAGAGAGUUGUGGUUAUACUUACUGGCUGUAAUACUUAUGCGUCUGCUUAUGGGCGUGCUCUAGAGUGUGGUAUGUCUGCCGAACGACGUUUAUUACCCGACGAUACUGAACAUACUGCCUGCAGCGUAUUUACACUUAUCGAAAAACUGAGCAAAGUUGGCCUUAAUGUAAAUGAAACAUUAUCGGAAUGUGUCUGGUUGCCUUUGGCAUAUAAUUUGGAACUUGAACAACGUUCCAAGGCUGCGCUUCAACAACUCACAUUAACCGAGAUGAGAAAAUUAUCAAACGGCAAUGAAGAAAACGAAAUGAGACCAACCACAUCGGCGCGAAGUAAAAACGAAGCCGCAAGAAGUCCAAAAGAAACCGUAAAAAGCUCAAAAGAAGCACUAGAAACGAAACACGAAGAGACAAGCGGAGAGACGCAAAGAGCGGUCAUCGAAGAAACGCCAGUCGAUGAAGCUCAAGAAAGGAUGCCAGAACCUGCGCAAGUUCUAUUAAAAUCCAGAAAGCCUUCAAUAACAAACCGAAAACUUACUUUUAGAAAGCAAGGCAGAUAA
Bactrocera dorsalis (oriental fruit fly) is the source of this 1612-nucleotide messenger RNA. RefSeq names its product L-threonine dehydratase catabolic TdcB. The record is from RefSeq and is a predicted model, not a curated record. Lineage: Eukaryota; Metazoa; Arthropoda; Insecta; Diptera; Tephritidae. The coding region runs from base 125 to 1612 and encodes 495 amino acids. Gene Ontology annotation, biological process: L-serine catabolic process; L-threonine catabolic process. Gene Ontology annotation, molecular function: threonine deaminase activity; L-serine ammonia-lyase activity. The transcript is spliced from 7 exons.